Messenger RNA from Anopheles merus, 4893 nucleotides. RefSeq lists its product as uncharacterized. NCBI's taxonomy places the organism in Eukaryota, Metazoa, Arthropoda, Insecta, Diptera, Culicidae. The coding region runs from base 1604 to 4486 and encodes 960 amino acids. The transcript has 6 exons. The record is from RefSeq and is a predicted model, not a curated record. Gene Ontology annotation, molecular function: protein binding.
GUCGAACGGGACGGGUGUGCGUGCGUGCGCUUGCUUGGUCGUUGCGCGAUCGUAUACCGUGUUGUUGAUUGUUGAGAACAGCGACGUAAAUAUAUUGUCUAUAUCGUGUGCGUGUGCGUUCAAACAAAUAGAGUGAUUUUACUGUAGAUAGAUGUGUAGAUUAAGUGUGUAUGUGUGUGAAAUUGGUUAACACAAGCAAAGUGAAAUAGAAAGUGCAAAAAAUAAGAGUGCGGAAGAUUAAAAAAACAGCAGCGGAAAAUCGAAACCAAUUCCAACGCCGGAAAACUGCCACUGCAUUGUGCAGGUCUGUGCGUGGAAGGGAAAGUGGACCAAACGGUCAGCCAGCCAAAGCCAGCCUAAACUUGAACCUUUCGUGGCCCUUGCGGAGAUAACGGAAGCGCGAUGUGCACAACAGUUUACUAAUCGAAAAUUUAACAUAUCAGUGCCGGGUGUGUGUGUGUGUGUUCUUGUAUGAAAAUAACCGUGUCCUAUUGAUUGCCGCGGGCUGCUGAGCGAGAUUUAAAAAGAGAGCAAAAAACAUCAUUCCAUCGUGUGGCUGCUCUGCUCCUGAGCGAGACUCCUUCGACGACUCCUCACUUCGGACGAAGAAAGGUUGUGGUUCUUAUCUUUUUGCCGCGAGGUAAAAACGUAACGAAUCGUGCAGGGAAGGGAAGAAAACGUCUAGUGAAAUAGGAAACAAAACUCCACCAACUCUAGCAAUGAAACGCAACAACGAUGGCAAAAGAGCUCCCCUCGCCGAGGACUUCUCAAGAUGCAUGGAGUACUAGCGCACCCGUGCGAGUGUGGGCAAAUUGCGACGAAAACUUGCACCAGUCACGUACCAUCGAGAUCGUACGAUUUGCUAAAGCGCAGGAACAUCUUGGGUAGCGUGUUCUGAUGCUCCAGUCAGAAAGAUCAACUAGAAUCUUUUGCCUUAGGCAGUAGUUGAACAGUGAGCGGUGAAGUACACACGAAACGAUUGCCUCAUCAUCUACAAAUCGUCGGUGGGUGUCACAUUCAGCCUAGAGCAGCAAGAGCAGCUCCACGGAACACGGAACCCCACCCGCUUAUGGGCCUGACGCUUACUACUUUUGGGGGGCCGAAUGGUUGCAAAAGUGCAGUUGCAGCGAUUGCUGUUGCUCUGAUUUCGAGGCCGAACUGGCAAAGGGCACCCACGGACGAGCACACCGAACGCGGAGUGAAUCAUCCGCCAGCUCCUGGAGGUAACUCUUACGCGAGCUCUUUGCUCUGGAGUUUCGUCGAGUACGAGGAGGACCUUCCUCUCUGCGUCUCUGCGUGUGUGUGUGUGAAUGUGUUUACCUUUUUUGGUUUUGUUUGCGUUUUGAGUUCUUGCAUGCCCUGGUUCUUUGCAAAGUGUGUGCUGUGCAUGCGAAUAGGUGCAUCGUAGAGAGUGUGACAUCGAGCAUUUGUUGAAGACAUAAUUCGUGCCCCGAGAUUACUCACCGCCGCCGACGUGGUGUGUCAUCUUUUGCGAAUUCUCUGAACCUGUCUGUGUGUGUAUCUGUGGAAAAGUCGGAACUUGUCGGAAUAGAAAGCAAAAGGUCCAAAGAGCUCCCACAACAAAAGCAGCACAAGCCGCAAGAUGGUGCUCUGUGACAGUGAUUUAGAUUCCGCGGGCAUCUUGCAGAAGUGGAGCAAGCUACGACGCCGCUGCGCCUCGUUCAAGUCAGUCUCCGGGCCGGCCUCGCUCGAUUCGGACACCAACUUCAUCUUGGCCGAGCAUCCAGGUCACUAUCAGAUCAUCAGUACUGCGACCGGCUCGCCGAUACCGCCCCGUGCCGCACUCACCAACCCGUCGAAGGUCCAGCCGUCACCGCACCAACAUCAUCACCAUCAUCAUCCGCUGUACCACGGGCAUCAUCACCAUCCCCACGGGUUACAUCUACCAGCACACCUCCACAAUCUGCCACCGCGAGGUCCCACCCAUCCGCACCACAACCAUCACCACCACCACCACCAUCAUCUUCACCACAGUCAUCUGCAUCAUCAUCAGCAGCAGCAACAGCAGCAGCAGCAGCAUCAGCUCCAUCAUCAUCCGCUCGUUGACUAUCCGCUGCCCGGCGGUCACCUGCUGGACGGUUCGCCACCGCUCGCGUCCGGCUACGAUCCCAAAAACUGGGAGCUCCGACACUCAAGCUCCUCGUCCGCAUCGGCCUCAUCCUCCUCCACGAUCGGGGCACCGCCAGCCAUACCCCCGGACGAGUACUGGCAGCACUUCCCGCACGAACCGAGCGAUGUCAAGCUGUGGCGUCUAGGUGCGCACCAGACGUACGCACAUCGCAUCCACGUGAAUCCGCCCCAGCGGCGCAGCGCGCACAGCAUCGACUGGGAGUACAACGUGCAGCGGUACGAGAACAUGUGCGACAACAUGGCACCGCCGCCGCCCCGGAUCUUCCGCACCGAGAAGCUGCAGUACUACGACGAGCUGUCGGACGUGAAGCGACCAGUGCAGGCUGGCAGUGAGCCGACCCAGGAGAGCAAUGGUGGCAUAAAGGUCGCAAAAGAGAUCAAGCUGCCGAGUCUGAAGACGUUCAAGUCGGCGUCGAUGCGUCUGCCGGGCCAGAAGUCUUCAAUACACGAGGUGCAGCAGCUGUUGAGGAGUAAGUUCAACCGGAUACAUGCGGGAUUGCGCAAACGGAGAGCGCUGUCGGUACAGGAGGUGUUCCAGGUACCGGGGACACCCGGGACAGCUUCCGGCGUGCAGGCAACACCGACCAAACCCACGUUCUAUGUGCCCUCGCCGCUGGUUAGCGAACGGACGCCCCAUCGUGGUGUGACGACGCGCUACAGCGAAGAGGAGGAAGGUAAUGGUCCAAGAACGGCUCCCUUUCUGGACGAGGAGGACCAACGGGAUGGUUUGGCGAGCGAUCGGCACGCGGACGAGGAGGAAGGUCCCGUCAGUCUGCCUUACAUUAGUGAAACGAUGCUAGCAGAAACGGUGGCCGUGAAGAAGGUUACCCUCCGCUCGACCGAUCACAGUCCCAGCCCGCGCAAGGAACGCACCAAGACCUGGUACCGCAGCAUAGACUUCAAUGCAGCGUUGCAGAAACUCGAAUCGCAUCGACACUCGCUCGACACCAAAGGCACACCAAAGAAACAGUCGUCCGAACCGGAGACGCCCGCCACCAAGGAGCGGUCAAAGCCGGAUCGGACCACCACCGAAGAAGUCACCGCCACCACUGCCGCCAAACCGAACUUCUCCAUCGGAGGGCGCGUGAGUUUGCGCGAGCGGGUAGAAAACAUGAACCUAAGUCGAUUGCGCCCGUCAAAAGUGUCCUCCGGUGGCAGUCCCGUCCCAUCCGCCACGACGCCGGUGGCCGUUGUGAAGAAGGUGUCGGACGCGCGCAAGAUACGGCCCCGCAGCCACUCGCCGUUGAAAAACAUCAAGAUAAACCUGUCGCCGGUAAAGAAGGCAACCGGCGCUGCCGCCACACCAUCCCUGGGAACCGACAAAGCCUCCAAGCGGGAAUCGAUCGGUCUGUUUGGUCGGCUAAACCGGAUGAUGCAUCAGCACGGGCUCGGAGGGCUUGGGAGCGAUAAGGCGGUGGCUGACGGUGCCAGUACCCGCAAGCCGAACGGUAAAUCGCUCGUUGUCGUCCCCGUCGGCAGUGCGCCCAAAAAUGGUGCCGAGGAUGGGUCGUUGACUUCUGCUUCCGUGGCGCGUCCGACCGGAACCGAUAAGGCAGUCGGUGCGGGCAGUGCUGGCGUCAGCUUCGGUGGGAAUGUUAGUAAACAGUCGACGAUACAGAAGCUGACGCAGCUGAGCAGUUGCAACCGGCGAGAACAGCAGCAGCAGCAGCAGCAGCAGCAGCAGCAGCAAAUGCAGCAAUCAAAGACGGAAACUACGCAUGAACGUGACCGGAAAUCCAAACAGAUUUCCGAAUCCAGCUUGGGUCACGGGCACUCGAAAUCGAACGGUGGCAUCACGUUCGCGGACGGCAGCAAGCUCGGCUCGGACCAUCAGCUGCGCCAUCAUCUGAACCAUCGCACGGCGGCAGAUGACGAGGACGACGAGGACGACGCGGAUAGCAUCGAGGAGAGCAAAUUCUGCACCCUUCCACGCCACGGUCCGAACGCAUUUACCAUCCGACAGGCUCGCUUUUCGAAAGGCAACGGAGCAAAAGCGCUCGGAUUUUCCAUUGUCGGCGGUAAGGACUCGCCCAAGGGCUCGAUGGGCAUCUACGUGAAGACGAUCUAUCCGAACGGGCAGGCGGCCGAGAAGGGUACGCUGCAGGCCGGCGACGAGAUCCUGUCGGUGAACGGGAAAGCAUUCCAGGGCCUCUCGCACCAGGAGGCGAUCAACGUGUUCAAGGCGAUCAAGACGGGCGAGGUGGUGAUACUGAUCGGGCGCCGGAACAAUCGCCGCAAGCUGGAGACGCCAUCGCCGACCGAUUCCGGCACCGGGACGGCACCACCGUCCACGACCGGUUCGCCCACCAACACCAUCACGUGCAAUGAUGAAUGAAAAAAGCGGAAACCGCCACCGCACGUGUAAACUGUACAGAGAGUGAAGAAAUUUGCACCAAACAUGGCAGAGCAGCAGCGUGAGAAUGUACUAACGUCUUUUUUUUUUUGGUGUAAAAUGUGGCUAGGAAUCGAAAACACUAAACCCGAUUUGCUCUCGUGCUGCUCUGUGGCGCAAUACAAUGAAAUAUUUAAUAUUUUUUUACCAAAUACCAAAGGCUUCAAUAUCAAAAAAGCAGGAAAAAUAAAUUGAAAAAAAAAGAAAAUUCAAAUGUGAAGUCGCAACCAGCAGAACCAGCAGAUUCACCAACAAAACCAAAUCGUUGUCUAGAGGACGGGUGGGAACAACAGUCACAGUGCUAGGGGUAACCUUUCUAAUCAAUUUAUUUGCUGUUUUACGUGCGUACU